UAAUAGCAAUUAUUAUUAUAAUAAAUCCUUUUAUUUUAAUAAUAAUAGCAAUAAUAAGCUUAAAUUAUUCAUUAAUAAAUAAAAUAACAGUAAAUAAUAAAAAAAGAUAAUAUUACUAUAUCAGCAGCUACUAAAGAUAGAAGUGAAGCAGCAAAAGCUUUUAUUGAAAGAAAAUAUGCAAGAAUGCUUUAAAAAGAUUUGGAAAAUAAAGAAUAUUGGAAUGAACUAAAUAAAAAAAUGCAAUAAAUGCAAUUUUCAUAAGAAGAGCAAAUGCUAAUUACAAAAGAUGUUUUAUAAAAAGAAUCUGAAUUAUUAAGAAAAUCACGAAAAAAAAAAACAACUAAAGAUUUUGAAUCUUUAAGUAUUAUAGGAAAAGGUGCUUUUGGAGAAGUUAGAGUUUGUAGAGAUAAGGAAACAAAAGAAAUAGUUGCAAUUAAAAAAAUGUCUAAAAGCGAAAUGUGUCAAAAAACAUAAAUCGGACACGUAAGAGCUGAAAGAGAUGUUUUAUCUACUACAGGUAAUCUUUGGAUAGUGGAGUUAAAAUAUUCUUUUUAAGAUGGUAAGUUUUUAUAUUUAGUUAUGAAUUAUUAAGCUGGAGGAGAUUUAAUGAAUCUGUUGAUAAAAAAGGAUGUUUUUACUGAAGAAGAAGCAAAAUUUUACAUUGCUGAAAUAAUAUUAGCAAUUGAUUCAGUACAUAAAAUGAACUAUAUACACAGAGAUUUAAAACCGGAUAAUAUAUUGAUUGGUGCUGAUGGGCAUAUUUAAUUAUCAGAUUUUGGUUUGUGUAAAUAAACAGUAAUUUUAUCAAUAUUUUUAUUUAAAAAAAUAAAGUAUAUAUUUAUAUUAAAAUAAAUAAAGGAGAUUAAACCUUUGAUAUCAUUUGGAAAGAAAAUAAAUAAUGUUGAAGCAAAAAGUAUUUUUUUUUUAAAAAAAAAAAAUUAUUUUAUUGAAAAAAAGUUGGCUUUCUCAACAGUAGGAACCCCAGAUUAUAUAGCCCCAGAAGUUUUUGGAUAAGAAGGUUAUACAGAAACAGUAGAUUGGUGGAGUGUUGGAGUGAUUCUAUUCGAAAUGUUAAUUGGUUACCCACCUUUUUAUAGUGAAGAACCUCACAUAACAUGUUAGAAAAUUAUUAAUUGGUAAAAAACAUUUUUUAUACCUAACGAUGCAAAUAUAAGUGAUUCUGCUUAAGACUUAAUUAGAAAAUUAAUUACUGAUCCUUCGGAAAGACUAGGUAGAAAUGGAUUUACAGAAAUAAGAAUACAUCCAUUCUUUCAAGGAAUUUCAUGGAAAAAUAUUAGAGAAAAAACAGCUCCUUUUAUUCCUGAUUUAAAAGGACCUGAUGAUGUCUCGAAUUUUGAUAAAUUUGAAGAAGAAGGCGAAGGAUGGGGAUUUGAUGAUUCAAAAGUAAAAAAUAUAAAUGUUGAUAGAAACUUUUAUGGUUAUGAAUUUAAUAGAUAAAAUGAAGUACAAACAAAUCCAGUUCAACAAGCAUUAAAAUCUUUAGAAAAUACAAAAGAAAAUUCUAUUAAAUAAUAAGUAUAUUUAUAAUAAAAUAAAAAAAAUAUAUUUAAAAAAAAAAGUCAAAAAGAUAACAAAAUAUAUCACCUUUACCUUUACAAAACAAUAAUUAAUAAUAAAAUAAAAAUAAAUAAUUAUAAGAUGAAUAAAUAAAAGUAAACAAUGUAAAAAAUGAACUAUUUAUACAAAAAAUAUAAUAAUAAUAAUAAAAUAAGGAAUAAUAAUAAUAAUAAAAUAAGGAAUAAUAAUAAUAAUAAUAAUAAUAAUAAUAAUAAUAAUAAUAAUAAUAUUAGUUGUUAUUUUCAUAAUAGUUGUUUUCUAAUUAAAAUAGAUAAUAUUCCCCACCUGAUUAGAAUUUAAUUAAAACUAAUACAUAAGUUAAUUCUAUUUAUUUAUUAUCAAAUAUUUAAAAGUAGUCAUCUUCUCCAAAAUUAACAUCCUAGCUAAAUACAUAAAUUCUUUAAAAAAAAAUCGUAUUAAAAAAAUAAUAAAUAUCACCUCCCCCAAAUAAUAAAUAAACUAAUUAAAUUAGUCCAAUUUUGA
Messenger RNA from Ichthyophthirius multifiliis, 2061 nucleotides. RefSeq names its product protein kinase domain protein. Gene Ontology annotation, biological process: peptidyl-serine phosphorylation; intracellular signal transduction. The annotation marks the transcript as partial. Gene Ontology annotation, molecular function: protein serine/threonine kinase activity; ATP binding. The transcript has 6 exons. NCBI's taxonomy places the organism in Eukaryota, Ciliophora, Oligohymenophorea, Hymenostomatida. The record is from RefSeq and is a predicted model, not a curated record.